AUGCCUACCGCCGUACGGACCUCGUCGGGCGCGGGCGUCAUCAACCUGGCCGCCACCCGCCCCGACCCUCAGCCAAAGUCCACCGCGCCGCGCCCGCAAACGGAAAACGGCCACCCCCGCCGCAACUCGACGAGCAACCACAAGCGACCCUCGAGCGCCCCCGGCGACGACAACAACAAGCCCAAUGGCGCGCACGCCUCCGACCCUCCGCAAGCCCCGAACAGGCCGAGGAAGCCGCCGCUCAUGAGGUCCAAGAGCGACCACCCGUCCCGAGCCUUACACGUAGAUACCAGCACCGACUCUUCCAACGAUGAGCAGACGAUAGCGGCUGCCGAAGACUUCGGCACCCGGCACGGCUUCGACGGACACUACCAGAGCGAGGACAUAAUAUCCCAGCUUGCUAAUGGUUGGUACAUGUAUUUCACAGACAAGAGGCACGAGACGACGGGGAAACCAAAGGCAGAGCCGUUCAAUAUCCAGGAUUGGCGGAUGAGAGAUCGUCUGAAAACAGUCUCCGCGGCCCUUGCCGUGUGCCUCAACAUUGGCGUCGAGCCUCCGGACCAGUUGAAGACAAAUCCAGGCGCUAAGUUGGAGGCGUGGCAGGACCCGACGGUGCCACCAGUCCAAAAAGCACUGGAAAACAUCGGCAAGACGCUACAGGGGCAGUACGAGACACUGGCCAUCAGGACAAGAUAUAAGCAAUACUUGGAUCCGUCGGUCGAGGAGACCAAGAAGUUCUGCAUCUCCCUCCGUCGAAAUGCGAAGGACGAGCGAGUCUUGCUGCACUACAACGGUCACGGGGUGCCAAAGCCGACGGCAUCGGGGGAGAUAUGGGUCUUCAACAAGAAUUACACCCAAUAUAUCCCUGUGUCGUUAUACGACCUCCAGCAGUGGCUGUCAGCGCCUACGAUAUUCGUCUGGGACUGCUCUGAGGCUGGGAACAUCUUGAGCAACUACCACCGGUUCGUCGAGAAACAUGAGCAGGAACAGGAGGAGCUGGCCGCCCGCGACUCAAAUUACGAGAAGGCAAAUUUCAAGCCCUACAUUCACCUGGCGGCAUGCGCAGUCAAGGAGAACCUGCCGACAAACCCACAGCUUCCAGCGGACCUGUUCACUUCAUGUUUGACAACGCCAAUAGAGAUGGCGCUGUGGUUCUUUGCCCUUCAGAAUCCGCUCAACAAGGACCUCACACCUGAACGAGCCAAGAAGCUCCCGGGCCGUCUUCAAGAGAGACGCACUCCGCUAGGCGAGCUUAAUUGGAUCUUCACUGCCAUCACGGACACGAUCGCCUGGACGGUUCUCCCACGGCAUCUCUUCAGGAAAUUCUUCAGACAGGACCUCAUGGUCGCUGCCCUGUUCCGCAACUUCCUCCUGGCCCAGAGGAUUAUGUCAGUAUAUGGAUGCCAUCCUGAAUCAUACCCGAAGCUGCCGGACACCCACAACCAUCCCCUGUGGGAUAGCUGGGACUUGGCAGUGGACAUGGCACUCUCUCAACUACCGGCCUUGGAGAGGAAAGAGACGGAGGGCAUCGAAUACGAAUACCAGAGCUCGACAUUUUUCACCGAUCAACUGUCAGCUUUCGAUGUCUACCUCACAAGAGGAGAUGCGAUGCUGCAGAAGCCUCCGGAGCAGCUACCUGUUGUCCUUCAAGUAUUGUUGAGCCAGCAACACAGGGUCAGAGCGCUGAUUUUGCUCGGUAGGUUCUUGGACCUCGGUCCUUGGGCAGUUCAACUUUCACUCAGCAUCGGAAUCUUCCCCUAUGUGCUCAAGUUGCUCCAGUCGACCCACGCGGAGUUGAAACCGGUCAUGGUUUACAUCUGGACUCGCGUGCUCGCUGUUGACAUCACAUGCCAACAAGACCUGAUCAAGGACAGUGGCUAUAACUACUUCGCACAGAUCCUGAAGCCUUCAGAAGUGCUUGUAGUAACCAACAGCGAUGAGCACAAGGCCAUGUGCGCAUUCAUUCUCGCUAUGCUCUGCAAGGACUACAAGCCUGGGCAGGUUGUCUGCAAUCAAACCGACAUCAUGUCGUACUGCCUGCACUAUCUACAGAACGAGGACAACCCGCUGUUGCGACAAUGGUCAUGUUUGUGCCUCAGCCAGCUUUGGCUGAAAAUGCCGGAGGCGAAGUGGAGGGGGAUCAGGGAGGGCGCGCCCACGAAGCUUUCUGCCUUGACCAAGGAUCAGUGCUGCGAAGUUCGGGCGGCUAUGCUUGUUGCGAUGACGACCUUCAUCGGCAUCCCGGACUUGACUGCUGAAGUGCAAAGGAUAGAGGAAGCGAUUACAUGGACGCUGCUGGACAUGACCAACGACGGGAGUCCGAUGGUCCGACGAGAGCUGCUGGUGUUUUUGUCUCACUUUGUCCUCCGGUACGAGAGUAAGUUCGUUGUCACGGCCUACGAGCAUCUACUGGAGGAAAGGGAGUACCUGCUCUACCCGCCCAGAGAUGAUGUUUUUGAUCGGCAGAACAUGCUGCUGCAUUAUGCGCGGCCAGCGAAUCGCGACAAGGAUGGCUCCAUCAAGCCCCAGGCGGAGGGCUUUUCGAACAACACCGAUGCGACCGUGGUCACGGACUACGUGCACAACACACUGCUCCACUCAGCUGUCGGUGCGCAAGCUCAGAACCUCAUGGAGGAGAUACAACGCCGGACGAAGCGCACCUUCAUGAAGAACCAGCCUUCUCACCAGCGGACCAAUACGAGCUUGUCAGUGGCCUCUGAUACGUCAGUGCCCGCAUCUCCGGGCCUGCUGAAGAGAACCUUCAGCACGAUCUUUGGGUUAGGAUCCGUUGCGGACAAUCUUAAUACAUUGGCAACACCAGCACCCUCACAGUCGGCUUCCAGAACAGGCUCGCUGAGGAACAGGACGGGCCUACCUGAUGCUCCUCCGGAGCAGAACGAGCAGUUCCAGGCGCCUGCCAAUUACCACGUUGCAGAAGAACCUGUAUCCGCUGGGUUUGAGGAGCGCGACGUGAAGGAAGUCCCGGCGCUCCCAUUGCCGAGUGGUUUCCUGGACUGGUCAAUCGAGUAUUUCAGGGAGCCGCAAAUGAAGCCCAAUGAGGCCGAGGAACCUGGCAGCGUAGAGUACAACGCGCGGCUGUGGAGACGGUCAAGGAAUGAGAGCAUCCUUCGAGAGACACAGCCCCAGAAGUCUCAUGCCGGAUCGCACAAAUGGAAUCAACAACUGGCGCUGAUCAACAAUGGCGCUCAGCCCUCAAGGAUGACGUUCCAUCAGUUUGAGGAUCACCUGGCCGUCGCAGACGACGCGAACACCGUCUAUGUCUGGGACUGGAAGCUGCAAAAGCGAAAGAGUAGGUUCUCAAACGGAAACCCAGAGGGCUCCAAGAUCAGCGACAUCAAGUUCAUCAACGAGGACGACCAAGCAUUCCUCAUGACGGGCUCCUCAGAUGGCGUCAUCCGGAUGUACCGCAACUACGCUCCAUCCGACGAUGAAGCCCACCUCAAGAGCAAGAAACCGGAGCUCGCGUCUUCGUGGCGAGCGUUGACGCACAUGGUCGCGAGCAACGUCAACUCGGGCAUGGUCUUUGACUGGCUUCAAGUCAAUGGCACAGUCCUAGUCGCGGGCGACGUACGGGUGAUCCGCGUGUGGAACGCCAGCUCGGAGACGUGCAUCAUGGACAUACCCGCGCGGUCUGGCAGCUGCGUUACGUCAUUGACCUCGGACCAGAUGACAGGAAACAUAUUUGUUGCCGGUUUUGGCGACGGCGCAGUACGCGUGUUUGACCCACGGUUGAAGCCGCAAGACGCAAUGGUGCGGAAGUGGAAGGACGAGCCAGACAGGCAAUGGAUACGUAGCGUACACAUGCAGCGAGGCGGACAGAGAGAGCUCGUCUCAGCGUCUAGAAACGGAAAGGUCCGGCUGUGGGACAUCCGCAAGGACCAGCCGCUGAAGGUGUUCCAAACGACAAAGGAUGUUCUGAGGACGGCGAGUGUCCAUGAGCAUUUGCCAGUCUUCUCUGUCGGUACCUCGGCCCACAUUGUCAAGGUGUUCAACUUCCACGGCAAGGAGCUCUCACGCUCAGAACCGUACUCGAGCUUCCUGGGACAGAACCGCGGCUCACCCAUCUCUGCAACUGCCUUCCACCCACACCGCAUGGUUAUGGGGGCCGCAGCGAGGGGUGACCACCACAUCAACGUUUUCAGUUGUACAAACGAGCCGGCAUUCGGCACGAAUAUCUAA
Molecule: messenger RNA, 4200 nt
Organism: Diaporthe citri
Lineage: Eukaryota; Fungi; Ascomycota; Sordariomycetes; Diaporthales; Diaporthaceae
Exons: 4
Coding region: 1-4200 (1399 amino acids)
Biological process (GO): regulation of autophagy; cellular response to amino acid stimulus; positive regulation of cell growth
Cellular component (GO): TORC1 complex; cytoplasm
Molecular function (GO): protein-macromolecule adaptor activity; protein binding
Source: RefSeq, a predicted model, not a curated record